AUGCGGUUAGGUCAACCAUCGAGGAACAAGUUGCCAAAUUUCUCCACAUUAUUGGACAUAAUGUCAAGAAUCGAAGCGUGGGAUUUUUUUCCCCAUGUGGUGCCGAGGUUCAUCCCCAUGUUCAAGCGCCAUGACGAAACUUAUGUUCGAGUCCGAGUUCCAAGAGCUGAUGCUCCAAGGUUUCGAGGAAGCAAAGAUUGGCCAACACAAAAUGUCUUCGCCGCAUGUGACUUUGAUAUGAAGUUCACGUAUGUAUUGGCUGGCUGGGAGGGAACAACAUUCGAUUCAAGGAUAUUGAAAGAUGAUCUUUCUAGAGAUGAUUCGUUAGUCAUACCUGAAGGGGUAAAUGACUUGCAAUCUCAGUGGGAUGACGUGAAUUCACUAAAUGGACAACGGAGAUGGAAGUUGGACUACCCAAGCCUACAGGGUGGAUGGAAGUUGGACAACCCAAGCAAUAGACAAAAAGUACUGAAGGAGAAGUGGAGUGAGGUCCAUGACUUAUUUUGUUCCCUUAGUGGAUUUGCAUGGAACAACAUAUCAAAGGUCUUUGAGGCUGAAAACGAAGUAUGGGAUGAGUUGUUGCAAUCAAAGCCUCACGCAACGAAGUGGCGAACUACCCCUAUAAGGCAUUAUGACCUCAUGGAGGAAUUAUGCUCAUCAGAUCGAGCAACUGGUGUAGGGGUAAGAACUACAUCACAAGCUAGUCGGAUUUGCCAACAAAGGCGUAUAAAGGUUUAUUUGAAUGAUGAAAUGGAGUACACACCUGAACCUCCAGGACUCAACGACCCGGACAAGCAAGACGACCCGAAUAGGCCCAACGACUCGGACCUGCCUAACGACCCGGACGGACUCAACGACCCAGACAGGUCCAACGACCCGAAUGAGUUUGACAACCCGAACGGGACCGACGACUCGAACAUGCUCGACGAUCUGAACGAGCCCGAAGAUCUGGUCGAGCUCGACUAUCUGGCUGGGCCCGAUGAUUCGGACGGGCCAAAUGACCAAAACCUGCAUGACGACAUGGACGAGUUCGAGGACCUGGACGUGACCGACGAUUUGGACGAGCCAAACGAACAAGACAAGUGUGACGCCCUGGACGACCCCGACCACUUGGACAGGCCCAACAAACCAAACGAGUCCAACGACAUGGACAAGCGUGACAACCCGGACGGGCCCGACAACAUGAACAUGCACGAUGAACCAAACAUGCCCGAUGACCAAGAUGAGUCUAGCAACCAGAACGAGCCUAACGAGUCAGACGAGCCAGAAGAUCCGGAUGGGCCUGUCUGGUCGAGCCCAAUGACCUAG
Messenger RNA from Vigna unguiculata (cowpea), 1308 nucleotides. RefSeq lists its product as uncharacterized. The record is from RefSeq and is a predicted model, not a curated record. NCBI's taxonomy places the organism in Eukaryota, Viridiplantae, Streptophyta, Magnoliopsida, Fabales, Fabaceae.